GGACAUUGGCUUCUGUCCUUGAAGACGAUCGUAAGUUAACUGUUUCUUACUGAAUAAUAAUAACACAUGAACGGAUUGCGUCAUAAUUUGCUGGAUCAUCAAUACCAAAAUACUCACCUGCGGAACAGAAUCCAAGAUAUUGAUGUCGAUCAUAGGAUCGUGUUCUCCUUUGAACAGAACGCACAAUUGUGCGAUAUGACUAUCGACAGCGUCGAGUCUCGCUUACUACUUGUUGGAUCACAGGACGGCCACAUAUAUGUAUUUGAUGUUGAAGACCCACGUUUUUUUAGUCUUGACUCAGUUAAACACACUUCGAUUGCAUCUGUUUGUAACAGAAGUAAAGGUUCAGGAUUUCUGUCAAAAGGAUCCCCACUCGUUUGUGUACAAUGGUAUCCAGUUGACAGUGGUUCUUUCACUUCGGCGUCAGCUAAUAAAAUGCUUGGGAUAUGGGACACCAACCGCCUUGAAGUAUGUCUAACUUUUCCAAUAUGUUCAUUAUGUUUGUAUAAAGUCCUGUUGCACAAGUUUGUUGUAGAUUUCCACGAUGUACUUAUUUUCACCGGUGUGAAAUAUUGGCCAUUGGUUAGAAUUCUGUACAAAUAUGAUUGCACUUGUAAGUGUGAAGUGCAUACAAACCGAGUCUUAGUCUUGAUAGUCCUGAAUACCGACCGAAUCAUUCAGUUCAGAAUUCGCCAUAACUUCCUUGUGUACGGUUUUAUGCAUGGAAAUUCUAUGCGUCACGUCAGUAAGUUUCGCCCAAAGUUUGUCCUGGUUAUCUAUGUCACCUGUGGCAUGUAGUCACAAUCUGAUCGCAGUUAGUCUGGGACCAUGUAGUGGUGAAUCAACUGGCCGCGCCGUUUUAGUUGAUCCUCUUAUGGGUUGUACGGUCACUACACUACUUGGAAGUCAUUCUCAAUCAGGCCUUACACAAGUUACUUGGUCCCCUAGGGCUGCUUACGUUGUUGUUACAGGAGGGCGUGAUGGGAGAGUACUGUAUUGGGAUAUCAGGUUUCCUACAAAACCGAUAUAUUCUCUGAACAGAGAAAAUGAUCCACAAAGUGAUUUGGGAUAUUCUAAUGAAGCUAUUGCACAUACAGGACCUGUACUAGGCCUCAAAUUUUCAUCAGAUGGUUUGCAUUUAAUUUCAUGGGGUGGUUCCGGUUUAACCGUAAAUGCUGCAUCCCUUCGUCUUUGGACGUCUGGUCCUGGUGAUUGUGAGCAAUCAUCACAUAUUCCUAGAUUGCGUCCCGUGAACUUUGGAAACAUAAUUCUCAACUCGGAAAGUAACCAAAUUUCUGACGCUGGGAAUCAAACUUUUACAAGUUCUAAUUCCUCAGGAAGUGGGAAUCAGAGUCCACAAUCGUCUGUUUUGCCAAUAAGAUUGGAUACCGCACAUAUGUCAAUAGGCGAUUUGUGGGGAGCUCCAUCGUUAUGUAUUUUUGUUCCUGUAAAAAACCGCUUAUUAAUUGCUUCAGCGUCUAAACACAACACAUCGACUAAAAUUAUAACGCGACACUUUUCAAAAAUACGUGCAUGUGUUUGGAACGAUCGUCGUUUAGAAUUGUAUACCUGCGGAGCUGACGGAAAUCUGUUUACAUGGCCCAUUCUUCCUCUUUCAAGCAGCAAUGUGAUUGAUGAUGAUCAAUUUUAAUUUAUACACCUUAGUAUUUUGUAAAUAAACAUGUAUAGUGAUAAUUGAAAUCUUAUAAUUAACUAUUGC
Molecule: messenger RNA, 1720 nt
Organism: Schistosoma guineensis
Lineage: Eukaryota; Metazoa; Platyhelminthes; Trematoda; Strigeidida; Schistosomatidae
Source: the annotation of a GenBank genome assembly